Blepharisma stoltei is the source of this 1869-nucleotide messenger RNA. The record is from the annotation of a GenBank genome assembly. Lineage: Eukaryota; Ciliophora; Heterotrichea; Heterotrichida; Blepharismidae.
AUGGAAAAGAUUCCAAAGCCAAUUUUAUCAAUUAUAUUUAGCAUGAUGCCUUCUUUUGAUCAAGUCGCAAAAAUCGCGACUGUGUGUCGAAAAUGAAAAGCAAUUGUAGAAGUUAUGGAUCAUUCUGCCUCAUUUCAGCGUUCAGAUGACCCUAGGUGCUGAUCGGAUAAGAAUAGCAUUUUUAUAAUGGCAAUUUUGCUUGAAAAAUUUACAUCGCCAUACCCCAAAAUACAAUGAAAAUUGUUGUAUCUUGACCUUAAAAGCUUAAUAAUUAAAAAGAAAGAUUUGUCAUCGCUUCUUUUGGCUCAGCCAAGGCUUUUGAAACUCGACCUCACAAACACUACAAUAAAUUUAUCCAAUCUAUGAGAUCGUUUAUAUAAAGCAAAAUGUGAGGCAGAAGAAAAAGAUCCAUUGAGGACUAUAGAGUUUUCACUUGAAGAGCUCAGAAUUACCAAUAACCAAAGAGAACCUGGCCACUAUACAUUAAUAAAGCUAUUCCCAAAUCUAAAACGGCUAUAUGCAGGAAAUACCCAAACCAAUAUUUUUGAUUUUAAGAAGCUUAUAAAAAAUUUACCUAAGCUUGAAAUUUUAGACAUUUCUCAUUGCCCAGAUUGCCAAUCUCAAGGGGACGAUUACUGCCAAAAAGUUAUUAAAAAAUAUUUGAAAGGCUCGCAUUUAAAAACAAUUUUCUAUUCUUACUCCGACAUUGAAGAAGCCGGUGAGUCUAAUAAACUUAAUUUUGAAGAAAUCAAUGGUGUGAAGCUUAUAAAUAAAAGCAUUUGUGAAAUAUUAGGAGAAAUUAAUGAUGAAAAUCAUUUAACGAAAUUAAAAGAAUGGCUUGAUUUAGGAGGAGACGUUAAUUUAUGCAAUGAAAUUGACAAUGAUAACGAAGUUUUUACCUCAUGGAGGUAUCCUCAUAUUGAAUUUCUUAAAAUAGCAGAUGAAAAUAUGGCAAUAAAAGUGUUCAAAAUGCUUUUAUUGUUUGGAAUUGAUUUAUCUGUAAGUUAUUUUGUUGAAAAAUCAGUCGAUAAAAAUUCUCAAAAUAAUUCUUCCAAUUCUGACAGUUCAUCAUCUGAUGAAGAUUCAGAUGAAGCUUCUGAUGCUACUGAAAGUGAAACUAAUCCAUUGCUGUUUUCUGGAAUGAACAACAAUAUUGAACUGUUUCGAUUUUUUGUCAGAAAUUCAUUUCCUUUGAUUAAUGAAAAAAAUAUCCUAAAAAUGCCACUUACGAUUUCUCAGGAAUUAUUUAAAUUAUACCUCAAUCAUGAAAUUCCUGGGUUUUUUACCAAAAAUUUGAUGAUUGAAGGCUUAAACAGCUAUUUAGCAGUUAAUAGAAACAUAGGAACGGUUUGGGCUAUUAAUGAGGCAACAAAUAAAGAGCAGGAUAAAGGAUUAAUAGAAAGGCUAGAGACUGUAAAUAAUAUGUUAAUAGAUCUGUCCUCAGGAAUAUCUAAUAGCAAUGAUGCUAAUAAGCUGGUCUUUGGCAAUUUCCAUAUAAAUCGUCAAGACGAAUGUGGAAGGACGUUCUUAAUGCUGGCAGCAGCAUUUGGAAACGAAGAAAUUGUAGAUAUGCUAUAUAAAAAUGGUGCAGAUGUAAAUAUUAAAGAUGAAAUGGGGUAUACAGCUCUUCAUUAUGCCGCUGAAAGGGGAUAUAAAAAGACUGUUGAAAAACUGCUAUCAUAUGGGGUAGUAGCAUCAACUCCUGCAGAAUCAGGGACUUCAGCAAUAGCUUUAGCGAAGAUUAACUUUCAUAACGAAAUUGUCAGUGUUCUAAUUAAAUCAGAAAAAAAGAAUUUUGAGGCUCUUAAUGGGAAAUUAGCAUGGAGUAAGGGAAAAAGACGUGUUUUUAAGGACUUGCCAAGUAAAUAA